Molecule: messenger RNA, 2162 nt
Organism: Oryza brachyantha (malo sina)
Lineage: Eukaryota; Viridiplantae; Streptophyta; Magnoliopsida; Poales; Poaceae
Product: histone-lysine N-methyltransferase ASHR3-like
Exons: 10
Coding region: 1-1878 (625 amino acids)
Biological process (GO): regulation of DNA-templated transcription
Cellular component (GO): nucleus; chromatin
Molecular function (GO): protein binding; histone H3K36 methyltransferase activity
Source: RefSeq, a predicted model, not a curated record
AUGGCGCCGGGCCCUCCCACCGCCUCCUCGUCCUCCCUGCAGUCCGCCCGCAGCCCUCCGCGCCUCGGCCGACGCCGCACCGGCGGCGAUCACCAGCCCCCGCAUCCUCCUAUGGACGCCCCUGUGCCGGAGGCCCCCUCCGGUGCCGCAGCCUCCCCGCCGCCCGGGCGCCGCCGCAGCGGUGAUCAACAGCCCCCGCAUCCUCCUCGGGAGGCCCCUGCGCCGGAGGCUCCCUCCGGUUCCGCGACCUCCCCGCCGCCCGGGCGCCGCCGCAGCGGUGGUCACCAGCCCCCGCAUCAUCCUCGGGAGGCCCCUGCGCCGGAGGCUCCCUCCGGUUCCGCGACCUCCCCGCCGCCCGGGCGCCGCCGCGGCGGUGAUCGCGAGCCUCAGCCUCCGCCCGAGGGGGAGGUAGCAGUAGCAGCGGUGGUUGGGGAAGGGGGCACGUCUCCCCGCCGAUCGUUCCGCAUUAAGCUCCGCCCCCACGUGCGCGUGGUCCCCUGGGAGAAGUCCCCCGUGGCGAGGAGGAAGCCCAAGGUCGCGCCGGAGGCUCCCUCCGGUUCCGCGACCUCCCCGCCGCCCGGGCGCCGCCGCGGCGGUGAUCACCAGCCCCCGCAUCCUCCUCGGGAGGCCCCUGCUUCGGAGGCUCCCUCCGGUUCCGCGACCUCCCCGCCGCCCGGGCGCCGCCGCGGUGGUGAUCGCCAGCCUCAGCCUCCGCCCGAGGGGGAGGUAGCAGUAGCAGCGGUGGCUGGGGAAGGGGGCACGUCUCCCCGCCGAUCGUUUCGCAUCAAGCUCCGCCCCCACGUGCGCGUGGUCCCCUGGGUGAAGUCCCCCGUGGCGAGGAGGAAGCCCAAGGACCCCGCGAAGCCCCCGCCCCCGUCGAUCAAGGCGCUCGCGGCGGAAUGGGCGAAGGAGAAGGCGGCUGCUUCCGGAGCCCCCGAGGAGGAGUGCGUCCUGCCUUUCCUCCAGAAAGGUGCGCCCAGGAAGAAGGAGGUUGAGUGCCUGGUUUGUUCAAAAAGUAUUCCGCGUGGUGACAAGAUGUGUUGUUCAGUUCGUGGUUGCGAUGCAAAGCUGCAUAAGGCUUGUUCUGAAAAAGGUGAUGGAUGCUGUCCUCGACAUGAUGCAGAUCCUAUAGAUGAUAUAGAGGCAGCCUUCCGGCGCUUACCUCUCCCAAGCACUUUCCAAGAGUUCAACAUUGACCCUGUCAAGAAAGAGGAAUUGGACAAUAAUGGGACAGAACCACUUCCGUAUGUACAAAUGAAGCGUAAUCUUUAUCUUGUCAAGAACAAAUGUGGUGAUGAUUCCAUUGAAGGUGGAUGCACAGAUUGUGUCCCGGCUUUUACCUGUAAACUAAGCUGCUCGUGCAGGUCUCUAUUUGUUAGCUGCUCUCGGGCUUGUGACUGCUCAGAUAAGUGCACUAACAAACCAUUUCGCCGAGAGAAAAAGAUUGAGAUAGUUAAGACACAAAAUUGUGGAUGGGGCGCUAGAGCACUGGAAGCCAUUGAGAAAGAUGAUUUUGUUAUAGAGUUUGUUGGAGAAGUUAUUGAUGACAAGGCUUGUGAAGAAAGGCUUGAGGACAUGAGAAAGCGUGGAGAUAAGAAUUUCUACAUGUGUAAAGUCAAAAAAGACUUUGUGAUUGAUGCAACAUUCAAAGGAAAUGAUUGCCGCUUUUUUAACCACAGCUGUGAACCUAAUUGUCAGUUACAGAAAUGGCAAGUCAAUGGCAAGACAAGGCUAGGUGUGUUUGCUUCAAAAGCUAUAGAAGUGGGGGAACCAUUGACCUACGACUACAGAUUCGAGCAACAUUACGGUCCUGAAAUAGAAUGUUUUUGCGGCUCUAAAAACUGCCAAGGGAGCUUGUCUGUGAGUAGUAAAGAUUGAUCAAAGUUAUAUGCUGUUAGGAGGUACAUAGAAGGUCCAAAGCCAUUACAAAUGGCAGUACAUGCAAUAUAUAGUGAAGAUUUAUUCUGAAGCACAUUUAUUCUUUGUUUCAUCAGCUUGUGGAAACAUCAGUCACCAUUACUAUUCAUUGUCUUUAGUACAAAGUCCCAUAGACAAUUUGUUAGUUAACUCCUUCUGAAUUAGGAUUGGAUGGCACUAUCCAUGUACAUAUUUUACUACUAUGUAAAUAUACGACAAACACAUGCUGCAAAGAUUGAUAUAUA